AACUUUAAAUACAGCAAUAUUUAUAUUUGUUUUUAGUGGUUUUGGUUUAUAAUGCGAAAAUUCCUCGUAUAUCUUUAAGAAGUGUGGAACUAUUUGAAAAUAACUGUUCAAUAAUUUGUGAAUGACUAGUAAUUUCUUUUAUUCGAUAUUGUUUAUGUUUAUUCUUAACAACUUACUUAUGUCAUGACCCAGCAUAUUAAGUCGCGUAAGUACGUGACUGUCUCCUGAAGAGAGCUGUCAUUUGUCACUCUUGUUAAUCAAGCUCUACUCCUAUUGAAAAGCCUGAAGAACUGACAAAAUCAGAGUGGCUUGACAGAAUUGGUAACUUACGAAUGCAAAGGGCAGAUAUGAAUCGCUUGAUUAUGAAUUACCUUGUUACAGAAGGUUUCAAGGGGGCUGCGGAGAGAUUUCGUAUUGAAUCUGGUGUCCAGCCAACUGUAGAUCUUGAUACUUUAGAUGAGCGAAUCAAAAUUAGAGAUGCCAUUCAAAAUGGAAAAAUUCAAGAAGCUAUUGAAAUGGUUAAUAAUCUUCACCCAGAAUUACUUGAUGCAGAUCGAUAUCUAUUCUUCCAUCUGCAGCAACAACAUUUGAUUGAGCUGAUUCGAGAGAGAAAUAUAGAGGAAGCUUUAAAGUAUGCCCAGGAGCAAUUAGCUGAAAGAGGAGAAGAAAACAAAGAAGUUUUAUCUGAACUGGAAAGGACUUUGGCAUUGUUGGCUUUUGAUGAACCUGAAAGGUCACCCUUUGGUGAUCUUUUACAUCCAUCUCACCGCCAAAAGAUUGCUAGUGAGGUGAAUGCAGCGAUAUUGGAAAUGGAAAACAGAGAGUCAACCACUCCUAAACUGGCUGUUAUGCUUAAACUAAUGCUUUGGAGUCAAGAGGAGUUAGAAAAAAAGAAAGUGAAGUAUCCAAAGAUGACAGAUGUUGCUCAUGGUGUGAUUGAAGAGCCAAAGUAAUCUGUUUCUCAUCCUGACUUGUUAUGUAUAAAAGGACUUGUUUUUCCUGAUAAUCUUCCUUUAUAUUUGUAAAUAUAUUGUCGUUUUGUUCUACUGUUAAAUUAAAAAGCAAGACUAACUUGAAGUUAUUUUAGAAAUUCGUAAUAAAUGCAUUUUUUUAAAAA
Parasteatoda tepidariorum (common house spider) is the source of this 1117-nucleotide messenger RNA. It is a transcript of the gene Hou, whose product is annotated as GID complex subunit 8 homolog protein Houki. Gene Ontology annotation, molecular function: protein binding. NCBI's taxonomy places the organism in Eukaryota, Metazoa, Arthropoda, Arachnida, Araneae, Theridiidae. The record is from RefSeq and is a predicted model, not a curated record.